AUGAUGUUUAUGGAAAGUCCGGAUUUCUUAUUUUAUUCUCUACAUGGAAUGGGAGCUGUCACUUGCCCUCUCCAAAUACUCGGUCUUUAUUGCAUUCUAUUCAAAACACCACAAACAAUGAAUUCUGUCAAAUGGGUACUUUUGAAUUCUCAUAUUUGGUCCCUUAUCUUCGAUAUAACAGUUACUGCACUAACCAUCACAUUUCUAGUUUUUCCAGUUCUCGGAACAGUUCCACUAGGUUUUCUAACGACAUUAUUCGGAGUUCCAAUUGAUAUUCAGGCAUAUUUGGUGUUCACACUUCUAUUCACGGUCUUGUUCUCAGACAUGCUGAUCUUCGAAAAUCGCUACUAUCAAUUAUUUGCAAAAAACAAAAGUUGGCGGCACUUUCGCGUUCCAUUCAUUAUCAUUAAUUAUGGUGCCGUUGGAAUUUUCAUGCUUCCGACGUUUUUGAAUACUCCUGAUCAGUUACAAGCUAUUGAUUUAGCUUUCAAGCAAGUUCCGAACCUUCCCGUUGAACUCAGAUCCAUGAACUUUUUCAUAUGGGCAACAGAUUUCAAACUUUUUCUGGGAUCUUUCAUCUUCAUCACAGCAUUUCAACUUACGGAAUUUGUUCCUUUGAUUUUAAUAACUGAUUGGAAUGUGAGAUCGUCAAUCAAGAAAUCAACGCAGUCACGGCAAACAAUGCAACUUCAGUUGAAGUUCUUAAUGGCUUUAUAUGCACAGAGCGGGGCAUUUUUCUUGACUUGUUUUACUCCAUACGUAUAUAUGUUGUAUUCUUGUUUCACAAACUACUACAAUCCCAUUGCCAACAAUUUUAUUUUCAUUUUUGUGGCAGCACGUGGAUCGUUCUGCACGGUAAUUCUGCUCUCGGCAUAUAAGCCUUAUAAGAAAGCAGUAGUCAAUAUCUUCCGGUUAAUUAGCUCCUCGAUCGGUUGUUUCAAAACUCAGCCAAUUGUGAAUCCAAUAGGAAUAAUUAUAUCUAAUCAAAAUACUUCUUUGUUUUGA
Caenorhabditis elegans is the source of this 1005-nucleotide messenger RNA. It is a transcript of the gene srh-265, whose product is annotated as Serpentine Receptor, class H. The coding region runs from base 1 to 1005 and encodes 334 amino acids. Lineage: Eukaryota; Metazoa; Nematoda; Chromadorea; Rhabditida; Rhabditidae. The record is from RefSeq and is marked reviewed. The transcript has 4 exons.